This is a messenger RNA of Eruca vesicaria subsp. sativa (arugula), 1254 nucleotides long. Lineage: Eukaryota; Viridiplantae; Streptophyta; Magnoliopsida; Brassicales; Brassicaceae. The record is from the annotation of a GenBank genome assembly.
AAUACACUACAAUCAAAAAAACAUAUAUACAUCCUCAAGGAAGGAUCUUAUCUCUCCAAUAUGGACCACGAGGAAAUACCAUCAAUGCCCUCAACGCCGGCGACAACACCGGGGACUCCAGGAGCACCGCUCUUUGGAGGUUUCGAAGGGAAGAGGAAUGGGCAUAAUGGUAAAUACACACCAAAGUCAAUUCUGAAAAGCUGCAAAUGUUUCAGUGUUGACAAUGAGUGGGCUCUUGAAGAUGGAAGACUCCCUCCUGUCUCUUGCGCUAUACCUCCUCCUAACGUCUCCCUUUACCGUAAGUUGGGAGCAGAGUUUGUUGGGACAUUGAUACUGAUCUUCGCUGGAACAGCCACUGCGAUUGUGAAUCAGAAGACAGAUGGAGCGGUGACGCUUAUAGGCUGCGCCGCCUCGGCUGGUCUUGCCGUUAUGAUCGUUAUAUUAUCGACCGGUCACAUCUCCGGGGCACAUCUAAACCCGGCUGUCACCAUUGCAUUUGCUGCUCUUAAACACUUCCCUUGGAAACAUGUGCCGGUGUAUAUAGGAGCGCAGGUGAUGGCGUCCUUGUGUGCGGCUUUUGCGCUAAAAGCAGUGUUUGAACCAACGAUGAGCGGUGGUGUGACGGUACCAACGGUGGGUCUCAGCCAAGCUUUCGCUUUGGAGUUCAUAAUCAGUUUCAACCUUAUGUUUGUUGUCACUGCCGUAGCCACCGACACUAGAGCUGUAAAUCUUACACUUCAUACUAAAUUUUAAAAAGAACAAAAACUGUUGAAACACCUAUCAGUGUCUGAAAAUAAAAUAUAAAAUGACAGGUGGGAGAGUUGGCGGGAAUAGCGGUAGGAGCAACGGUGAUGCUUAACAUACUCAUAGCUGGACCAGCAACUUCAGCUUCGAUGAACCCUGUAAGAACACUAGGUCCAGCCAUCGCAGCAAACAAUUACAGAGCCAUUUGGAUUUACCUUACUGCCCCGAUCCUUGGAGCGUUGAUCGGAGCAGGAACAUACACGAUCGUGAAGCUGCCGGAGGAAGACGAAGCACCCAAAGAGAAGAGGAGCUUCAGGAGAUGAUCCAUUAUAAAUAAAUCUUCAAAUCCAUUCGCCAUGUUUCUCUCAUGUUUGCAUUACUAUGUGUAUAAUAUAUUCUCUGACGCCAGAGAUAUAUAUCAUUAUAUAUUAUAUAAGCUUUUGAAAACAUUUGUCAGGCUCAGAGCUCAUAACAGAAUCAAUCAACAAUAGCAUGGAAAAUAGAAUGUUC